AUGUCAAGAUUUAGUGGUUGUACCAAUUAUGGUUAUAACACGCCAACUACUUGUUGUGCGGACACGUAUAUUAAAGCCCUCCGUGGGACCUCGUUCUCAAAUUUAAAUCCAUAUCUAAAACCGUUGUUGAGCGAACUUGCUCUUAUUAUGGUAUUGUGGGUUUUCAUAACUUGUGUGAUAUUCAUCAUUAUUUUGGUCUUUUGGAAAAAAAGACGGUUACUUUACUACUCUUGGAAAAUUCCGGGUCCAUUUUCACUGAUCAGUGUGCAAAUGUUAUGUGGAACAAAAGAUGAUGCUUACGAAAAGUUUUGUCAAAACCUGGAUACCUAUAGACCCGUUAUGAAAGGCUGGGCGGGUUCACAAUUGUAUAUAGCGACCAUGAGACCGGCAGACGUAGAAAAAAUAUUGACGAAUUGUCUAAACAAGUCACCUUUCUACGAGACUUUUAACGAUUUAAUGAAAGACAUCCUAGUGGCAUCAAAAGUCAACGUCUGGAAAAAACACCGAAAACUCAUCAAUCCCUCGUUUAAUUUGAAGAUUUUAAAUUCGUUUCACGAUAUAUUUGUGAAAUAUUCAAGAGAAAUUGUGGAGUUUUUGAAUGAGACAGAAGGUAGCGAACAAGUGGAUCUCGUUUCAGUUAUUUGGGCACAGACAUUUGAUACUGCUUUAGAAACCUUCGCAAACGUAAGACCGCAUGUGAUCAAGAAAAGAUACAAUGCCAUUAGGGCCCUCGUGAAAUACGAAGAGAUAGUUAUACAGAGAUUCUAUAAAUCUUGGCUUCUUAUUGAUUUUAUUUGGAAAUCAUCCAACUUAUAUAAAGUGCAUCAAAUGGCUUGCCAAACUUUUCGUGCAAUUUUCGAAAAAAUAGUAGCAGAAGCACACAAAGCGUAUGAGUCCGAAGACAGAAAUGAUGAUACCAUUCAUAGAAAGCUUUUUCUACCAAACUUGAUCCAAUUAAGCCAAGUUAAGCAAAUUACCCUUGAACAAAUUUUAGAAGAAACGUGUUUUAUGAUUAUAGCAGGAAGCGAAACGACAGCAAUCACAGUCAAUAUGGUUUUAAUAAUUUUAGGAAUCUAUCCAGACAUUCAAGAAAAAGUUUACCAAGAACUCGUUUCAGUGCUGCCACACCUGGAAAAAGAUCCAACUUCAGAAGAGAUCAGUCGUCUGGAUUACCUAGAGCGUGUGAUAAAAGAAACUAUGAGAUUAUCUCCUGCAGUUCCUUUUAUUUUGCGAUAUGCUGACGAAGACAUUAAUUGCGAUCCUUAUGUUUUCCCUGCCGGGUCCAACUUCUUAAUUCCUAUAGUGCAACUGCACAACGAUCCGGAUGUGUGGCCUGAACCAGAAAAAUUUGAUCCAGAUCGGUUUAAAAUAUGGGAUGAUGUCAGUGACAACAAUGCUUGCGACAAUCCUGAGACGCUUCAAGGUACAAACUCCUGA
Zophobas morio is the source of this 1437-nucleotide messenger RNA. RefSeq names its product cytochrome P450 4C1-like. The record is from RefSeq and is a predicted model, not a curated record. Gene Ontology annotation, molecular function: heme binding; iron ion binding; oxidoreductase activity, acting on paired donors, with incorporation or reduction of molecular oxygen. The transcript has 11 exons. NCBI's taxonomy places the organism in Eukaryota, Metazoa, Arthropoda, Insecta, Coleoptera, Tenebrionidae. Bases 1 to 1437 code for a protein of 478 amino acids.